Fonsecaea multimorphosa CBS 102226 is the source of this 408-nucleotide messenger RNA. RefSeq lists its product as uncharacterized. Gene Ontology annotation, cellular component: cytosol. The coding region runs from base 1 to 408 and encodes 135 amino acids. The record is from RefSeq and is a predicted model, not a curated record. The transcript has a single exon. NCBI's taxonomy places the organism in Eukaryota, Fungi, Ascomycota, Eurotiomycetes, Chaetothyriales, Herpotrichiellaceae. Gene Ontology annotation, molecular function: deaminase activity.
AUGUCAAUCCAACUGAUCAACCCGCCCGACGUGCCCCCUCCGCGCCCAACAUACUCGCACGUCCAACUUACGCCCAUCUCGUCGACAAGCACGCUGGUCACAAUAGCGGGUCAGAUCGGAGUCGAUAUGGAGACCAAGACGGCGCCCGACUCCUUCAUCGCGCAGGUCGAGAUCGCGCUGGCGAACUUGGGCAAAUGUCUGGCCGCCGUGGGGGCCACGCCCGCCGACAUCGUCAAGAUGACCCAGUUCGUCGUCAACCUGGAUCCCGCCGACACGUCGCGGUCCGAGGCCUAUUCCAGGUUCAUGGGCGGCCAUCGUCCGCCGAGCACACUGGUGGGAGUCGCGGCGCUGGCGGCACCGAAUUGGUUGUAUGAGGUCGAGGCUAUGGCUAUUGUACAUCAGAAGUGA